CCUUGAAGACUCACCACCAAAAUAUGACACCGUCCUCAACGUGAGCUGCACUCAUGGAAUCAUCCAUGUACACACCUACAUACGUACUUCAUACAGAGCUUCUAAUAAGGAGAGAAAUGGCAUGUCUCGUCACUGGCCCCAUAUCGCUGCCUGUGGAGGCUGGCAUCAGGGCCAGCUGAUGCCACAGCAGAUCUGAGGCAGCUGCAGUUGUAGAAGCGCAGACAUGCAACUCAGCACUGCACCUACAGUGGGUCGCAGGAGGAGAGGAAAUCCGGACAGCCAAGGUCUACUAGGUGUGCUGAGUGUGUGUGCUACGUUACUGCAGUUAUGCGCUGGCUGUCCUUCAGAGUGUGUGUGUAACUCACUGGAAGCUAACUGCAGUGGGCGGAGUCUAGUAUCUGUGCCCGCACUCACUUCUCUCCCGGAGGGCACACAUACCCUCCUUCUGGCCAAUAACCGCCUCUCCUCCCUUCUGAUCUCUGCCUUCGCCAACCUAAGCACCCUGGAGACACUCGACCUGUCCAAUAACUAUCUGGACAACCUGCCUUCCAGACUGUUCCGUGAGCUGAGUAACCUGAGCGAUUUGAGUUUGCGUAACAACAGCCUGACGGUUUUGGAUCGCGAGUUAUUUCGCGGUCUGACCCAUCUGCGGAGACUGGAUCUGUCUCUGAACGGCUUGGCCGCUGUGCCUCUGGGCCUGCUGGAUGAGCUGCAAGGGCUGACCUGGCUCUCCUUGGCUGGGAACAGACUUCACGCCCUGGAGAGAGCCACAUUUGAGCCUCUCACCAACCUUCAGCACCUGGAGCUGGGCAUGAACCCCUGGGAGUGUGACUGCAACCUGAGAGACUUCAAACACUGGAUGGAGUGGCUGAUAUAUCGAGGCGGUAAUGUCGAUGCCGUUGAGUGUACACUUCCAAAGGACUUAAGGGGUCGUGACAUCAGGGGUGUUCCUGUGGAGAUGUUCAACUACUGUCUGCAAUUGGAGGAUGAGAAUGGGGGCGGGGCUGGGAGCACAAAGGGUGGAUCUCCACCAUGUUUUCGAGGGACAGCCACUCCGUCGUCUGAAGGUGCAGUGGUACGUACGGAGGCGGAGCUACCAGACUGUGUAAAGCAGCGUUAUCGACCAGUCAGUGUUCGCAGGGCGAUCGGUACAGUAGUGAUCGCUGGUGUGGUCUGUGGAAUCGUGUGUAUUAUGAUGGUAGCUGCAGCAGCGUAUGGCUGCAUUUAUGCGUCUCUAAUGGCAAAAUACCAGCGAGAGCUAAAGAAGAGGCAGCCAUUGAUGGGUGAUGCAGAGGCAGAAGCCGACGCGGAGGAGAAACAGAUCUCAUCAGUUGCAUAGGGGAAUGGGGGAGAGGGGUCAGAGGUCAGCCACAAAUAUAAAGAACACUUUACUGGUUGAGCUGCACAUUUGAUGAUCAUUUAGCUGACCAGCGGAAGAUUCAUCAACCCUGUUUUCUGUCACUCUGUCCUUCCUGAGACCCUCUCUGACUCGCAGACUUACACUUUACUCAAACUCUAAACUUUGGCCUGUGACCUUUGACCUAUUUGCCCCAGGACAAGAGGGACCACUCAGCACUUUAGAACUCCCCCACCCUCCUCCAAUGUUGAGAGGAUCUCAGCAGAGGAUGUGUGGAUGCAGCUGUUCAGUUCUGAACCCUGAUGUUUCUAGAGGAUCAUGUGCUGUCAUUAGCAUUAGCCUCUGUAGCAGCCUAACCAUCAACCCAAACCUCCAAAUCAUAACUCUAAUCCCAACCCCAAUCCUAGACCUUUAACUCUAAUUCCAACCUCUCAAACCUAAUCCAAGCCCCCAACUCUAACCCUAACCCUUUAUACAAACCCCAACCAUAACCAUCACCUCUACCACGGGCUACACCGGGUCACACAUCACAUCAAAAGCCAGUAACACUCAUUAUAAUCGAUACUGUCUACAAUGGAUACAUUCUGAUGCAUUGCACCGUAAAUUGAUGCCCCAAUUUCUGACAUAUUACAUGGGCUUUUUCUACUUCUCCAAAAGGACAAAUUGAUUUGGAAUGUUGACUUUUAAGUGUUGACUCAUGCAAACAGCCUCAAUCUUGUCAACCGAUGUGCUUGGUGUAGACAUGGUGUAAUCCUAAACUUCCAACUAUACUACCAAGCCUAACCUAAAACUUCCAGUUCUACUCCCAAACCUUAAUCCUAAACAUACAACCCAAAUCCCUACCCUUACCAAAAAAAGUCCCCAACCCCAAACCUCCAAUUUUUGAAAUAUUCCCACCUUAUUUAUCAGCUAUAAUAUAUUCUAUACAAUGUGAUGUGACCCCAGUUUUAUGUUUUAAGUGUGAGGUUUGUCCUUUGUAUUGUGUGAAAAUAAUUUGUGUUGAUAACAUUGCUUUGUUUGUUUACUAUUUGCUGUUUCUCCAUGUUCAUCUCUAGAGGUCAGAUGUGUUUUUGUAAGACUAGAAGAAUCCAGCCCUGGUGUCUGUCGUGAAGUGUCUUGAAGUAUCGUGAAGUGCUAAUGUAGAGCAGGCUGAAGACUCUGUUGAUGUUAGUGGAGGGUGGCAGAUCGUGGCUAUUGGAACUGUUAAUUACACCUUGGUGGCUAAAGAAGCACAGUGGCCCUGUAUGAUAGCUGCCCUCAAAACAAAAACAGAAAGACAAUAGCUCAGAAGGAAAUAAGAAGGAUAGUAUUUUCUGUGCAAUAUAAAUCAAUGUCUUUCUUGAUCUGUUGUUUAAUUCUGGACUAGUAUGUCAUAGCUGAUUUAGUCUGAUCUUUUCUCUUGGGCUGGCGAUGGAGGAGAAUCGAUUGCGCCUGUGUGAUCAAUCUUCUGCUUGUGGACCAAUUUGCAUAAUCCGCUUUUCCUUGAGGGCAGAAAUUGUUUGGACUAAAUAAUUCAGACAUAUUUGACUUGAGCUUUCAGAAGCCAACAGAUAUUAUCAAUAUAAGCUUUUAUGCGGCAAAUCAACCGCAGCGACUGGAUGAAAAAGAGAAAGAAAGACCGUCAGAAACUAGCAGCACACUGUAACCAACAUAUUCAUUUCCUCAGUAUUACUGAAAAUUUUGAAUCCGAAAAUAAUGUUGCUAAUAAUGUCAAGAGUAACAUCAUCAUUGGGUGUCUUGCACAAUGCUGCCAUCUAUAGGAAGGAUGUGCAGUAGGCACAAGGGUAUGGAGCAAAUAUCACACCACCUCAUCAGGAUUUAGGAGAUGCUCUUCCGUUGUAACUAUAGCAACAGUCUUUCCCACACACUAUUCAUUACCAAUGCAAAUUACUGGUAAGGUUGCUGGCAAAAAGUUGUAAAUCAAAAGUACAACUAAUUUAUGUGCGAAUACCCACAUAAAUUAGCAGUUAAGCAUCUAGGACAUUGUCUCUGUGUUCAGUGAUAUUUGCAGCCAUAUGCUGAGUAUAUAUAAGUACAGAUAUACAUUUAUUCAAAUGUAUGUUGAAUAUAUGUAUAUAUUUUAAUCUGUGUCUUACAAAUUAUUUAUAAACAAUAACUUGAUUGCAAAAAUUGAGUAUACGUUUCCCUGCGUUUCCUGUGCAAACUCCUUUUGUAGAGGAACUCUUAAAAAUUCUCUGUCAGAGAAUUCAGAGAAAACUCAUGGAUUAUUAAUGAGAGGAGUUUCGACUAAUGGCUGCGGUCUCUUGUGCCAUUACUGUUCAUUUAGCUCUUAUUUUAUACAGCAUGUGUCAAAGGCCUAUACUCUGCACGGGGCGACAAAACACGUACCCUGUAUGCUCUGUUAUGAAAAAAAGAAAAGACAAAAGCACUUUUGCCACUGGUGGACUAAUACUUUCCUGUCAAAUUGAACUUAUUGCAAAUAUUCUCAAAAGGGAGCACAUGCUUGUUUAUUGACAAUGUCAGCAAUGCGCUUUAUCUGAAUAUUAGCCGACAGAGCAGUCGUGAUGUAAUGUCGGUGAAUAUGAAGGGCGGUUUAUGACUCAGCUGGGGUGUGUUUACUCUCUGUCCUGGCUUUACAUUUAAGAGCAGGGACACCACACACUUCACUACGCACCCUCGCUAAAUUAAGGCUUUGUAAAUCCCAAUUGAUGGAUGAGAGGAAAGGAUUUGCCCAUUUGACUGAGCUGAGAGCAUCUUCAAGAUCUUUAUGAAGUUCUGGUUUCAUUUCUUAUAGCUUAUUGAUGUGACCCUUUCUUCACUUGACCUUUUUUCUAAGACUGAUAUGAGAUCCUUCUUUAUAUUUUCGCUUGAUAAAAAUCCGUUUGAAAUAUGAUU
Messenger RNA from Sinocyclocheilus grahami, 4213 nucleotides. RefSeq names its product leucine-rich repeat and transmembrane domain-containing protein 2-like. The record is from RefSeq and is a predicted model, not a curated record. Bases 224 to 1339 code for a protein of 371 amino acids. Gene Ontology annotation, biological process: positive regulation of synapse assembly; axonogenesis. The transcript is spliced from 4 exons. Lineage: Eukaryota; Metazoa; Chordata; Actinopteri; Cypriniformes; Cyprinidae. Gene Ontology annotation, molecular function: protein binding.